Molecule: messenger RNA, 992 nt
Organism: Thamnophis sirtalis
Lineage: Eukaryota; Metazoa; Chordata; Lepidosauria; Squamata; Natricidae
Source: RefSeq, a predicted model, not a curated record
AGAAAUCGUCCUCAAUGGUCUGGAAUAGGAAGAAAUUUCUGUAACAUUUCCAAUAAGUUGUGUUUGAGAAAGAUAAGAGACGUGAUAUUAUAAAAGCAAGCAAAAACACUAUUGCUGCCUCACACUUCACAGGAGAAGCAAGAUGUGGCUUUUACUGCUUUUCAUAGGUGCCUCUUCAGCUUUUGCUGAAGCAACAGUUCAAAGAUUUGAUGGAGAAAAGGUUUACCGUGUUACACCCCGCAAUGAAGAUGAAGUACAUGCUCUCAAUUACUUAGCCAAUAUUAUGCAGAUUGAUUUUUGGUACCCAGAUUCGGCACUGCAUAUAGUCAAACAGAUGGAAGUAGAUUUCCAUGUCAGUGCUGCGCAGAGUAAAAUUGUUGAAAGACUCUUGAAACAGAAUGGCAUACCUUAUCAAAUAGUAUUUGACAACCUACAAGAAGACAUUGAAAAGCAGCUUGAUGGUGACAAGAACGAUGGGCAUAGCUAUGAAAAAUAUAACGAAUGGGACAAGAUUUCUGAUUGGACUGCCAGAAUUGCAAAAAGCAACCCAACAUUGGUUUCCCGUAUCCAGAUUGGAAAGACAUUUGAAAAUCGAUCCAUCUUCCUUCUUCAGAAUCGUUUCUGGAGAAAAAACCGUUCUAAUGCAUCCCGGAGUAACUGCAUUGGUGUUGACAUCAAUAGGAACUUUGAUGUUGCAUGGAGUACUGCUGAUUCUUCCAGAAAUCCCUGUGAAGAAACAUAUUGUGGCUCUGCACCAGAAUCUGAACCAGAAACUAAAGCAGUUGCCUCAUUCAUCCGCAGCCAUCUUUCUUCAAUCAAGGGCUACCUCACCAUGCAUUCCUACUCUCAGAUGAUAUUGUUCCCUUUUGGUUAUACCUAUGAGAAGACAGCAAAUUAUAAAGAAUUGAAUGAACUUGCAAAAAGAGCUGUCAAAGCUAUAGCCAGCCUGUAUGGUAAAGAGUAUAAUUAUGGAACAUCAGCAUCUACUAUCU